AUGCAUCGCCGACGGUCCGCACGCCCUCGACAUACACGCAAUCGCGUGCAGGACGUGUUUUUAUCCGCGCUCGACCCCUCACGAGGCUCGUUUCGUGGGCAGAAAGGCCAGGGUGCCCACGCGGCCCGCACCGCGCGCGGCCCGUGGUCCUUCGGCCGCGCCCUCCUGCUCGCGAUGUCGUCCGACUUCAUCGCGAGUUUGCGGCCCGGCGACUGGAUACGUCUGCGGUGCACCAAGAAGAAGGGUUUCUUCGCAUUCCAGCACCACGGCAUCGUCACCGAAGUGCCUGCGCCCGACGCGCGGCGAAUCUUGGUCGUCCACUUCACCACGCCACCCGGGGAGUCGAAAGACGCACCGCAGCGCAUCGUGGAGACCACGUUGGCCGAGUUCCUGCGCGGCGGGAGCCUGCCGGAGGUGCUGCGGGACAAAGAGCGAGCCUUCUCGCCCGAGGACGUCGUCAGACGCGCGCGCUCGUGCGUCGGGAGGCGAGCGCAGCAGUCAAACGACGCGGACGAGACGAAGGAGGAGGAAGAGAAGGCCUACGAUCUCAUUGGCAGGAACUGCGAACAUUUCUGCAGUUACGUCUACUCGGGCGAGGCAUGUUCCGAACAGGUACACAGCUUCGGGGACGGCCUGCUCCGCGCGGGCGGCUGGACGACGCUGGUGAACCCGCUGCUCGGCGGCAUCCUGGCCCUGGGCGGGGCGAUCCUCAAGGCCGAGAGCAAGAAGUCCUGGCACGCGUAA
Molecule: messenger RNA, 744 nt
Organism: Pedinophyceae sp. YPF-701
Lineage: Eukaryota; Viridiplantae; Chlorophyta; Pedinophyceae
Source: the annotation of a GenBank genome assembly